GCUGGUUACUGGGGGGGUUGAUCUAGGGAAUUAUGAGGGGCUGUUAAUAUGUCAUUUACUUGCUAAUAUUUAACAUUUUAUGUAUUGUUAAGCCAUGGCUGUUGACGGCUGGUGGUGCUAUAUUUCUGUCAUGUCGGUACUGUUGGCCCCUUCGUUUUGGUCGUGCCUGGUAGUUUCUGGUGAAAAGGUAGCCCGGAUAGAGGUUUUCCGGAGGGAGAGACAGGGCGUCAGCAGCGUUCUGCAAGGAGAAGUUGUCGAGGGAAGCUGGGAUACAAAAUCUCAAGAAGACCGUGACGAUAAGGACAAUGAACUUCAUCACGGUGCUGUCGAAGGCAGCCUGCGAUUGGUGCAGGAUGACGAACUUGACCUCCAGGUGAAAUCCGAGGACAAUGAGCCAUGGAUAGGAGUGGUCCCUGUUAAGAUGGAGGAGAGUGAACUUCCAAAUGGGAACCAGGAAUCCUUUGCAGCUGCAGUUGUGAACAAGAUGAAACGGGCCCUUGUGCUGGGAGCCUCUGCCCUAAUUAUCCUGGCCCUCAACCAGAACACUGUCAGAGAGAUGGACCUCUCCCAAGUACUCUCCAAACCAGUCAUAGUGAUCCAGACAUCAGAAAAUGUCACCAAACUUAUCGGAGCAUUACUCAGGGGUCUUCAUGCAACAGCAAGAAUCACAUACAAGACCAUCCUACAGGACAAUCUGGGGGCCACCCUGACCCUGUGGUCCAGCUGCGGACGGUCGAGAGGGGGGCUGUAUGGGGAGUGGCAGGGGGUCAUCUGCACCGGAGAGACUAACUCCCAGGUUCAGAAGUACCUCCAGCAGCUGUGGAAUACAGUGCUUCUGGUGGCUUUGAUCCUGUGCACUGGAGUUAUAGUUCAAGCACGCUGGCAAUAUCGGGACCGCCAACUCAAUGAUGACAUAGAGUUACUUCCAAAACAAGACAUCUUGAAACGACUGGCUGCCCUGAAAACCAGAAAGUAUCAGUCACCCAAGGCAUGUAGUGACCCAGGACUGGCAGGGGAGGCGGAUAACUGUGCCGUUUGCCUGGAGCAGUUCUACAAUAAUCAGUGUCUGCGAGUCUUGCCCUGUCUACAUGAGUUCCACAGAGACUGUGUCGAUCCCUGGCUGCUCCUCCAGCAGACCUGUCCUCUAUGUAAACGGAGCAUACUGGCUAACCUCUGUAAAGACAGCUAAUGGCAGUCCCUGGACCCUAACUGGAAGCAGACUGGGAUCGACCUUUGUCCUUUCUCCGGUGACACUUUUACUACGGCAUUUCAGACCUCACUGAUUUCUUUGUACUGUAGGGUGAGGGUCUCAAGGUGACAGACCCUCUCCUGGGUUGGUGUGUAUUCCGUGGAACCCCUGGCCUUGUGAAGACAUGCAAACCUUGGGAAGACCCACUGCAAGUGCUGUGACUGUAGUUUCUAGUUCAGUCGGAUCAGAUACAUUACUUGCAUUCUUUUACAGUCGUGUCCUCUUUGGCAUGUGACGUUUUAUGUACUGUAUGAAAGUAUGAGCAUAGAAACCAUUGUCCUAUCUGAGUAACUGUACCUCCCACCGUGGAGCAAAGGGAGAGGGCACAUUCUUAAGGUCUUUUGAUGUGCUGUGCUAAUCUGUUCUGGAAUUCCAUGUGCAUUCCCUGCGAAAAGGCCACAUGGAGCCAAUUGCUUUUAAUCCAUGUAUUCUAAAUAUUAAUUUGUUUUUAUAUGUUAGUGUAGGCAUGGUUAUUUAAUGCUUUAUGGAAUUAAGCAUGGCUUAACAGGUAUAUCUUCAAGGGCUUAUUUGGGCAAAUAUCAAACAUAACCCCCUGACUGAUUUAACAGUGCCUGUAUCUCUCAUAGAAUUUCUUCUCAGAAAGCAUUUUAACAGAAACUGAGAUCCUAGACAGCAAAACAUAACAGAAUUAGUUAUGUUAAAACAAUGUGCAAUCAGGACUAGAUUUCAACAGAGCAUUCCUAAGAAUUCCAAGUAAAUUUUCUUAGUCUUGCUGUUGUUAGCACUAUUUUAAAUAAGCCCUUCAAAACUGAAAAAUGGCUGCUCUUUGAUUAUAAAACUACAUUAAAAGGAAGACCUGCUGAUGCAUUUUUUUCCAGCAAAAAGGUGUCAUGUUUCACUUUAAAACUGGAAACUGAAGUAACACCCAACACACAGCCAGGAGGUAAUGUUUGCUUAGUUGCCUGAAAUGGCUGCUUGAAAAGCUCUUGAACAGACAGACUUCCUAGCAGCUUUAUGCCUUAAUUGCUGCCAGGGAAAUUGCUCUGAGAAAGUCAUGGUACAAAAAUGCUUCAUGGGCCAUGCAUUCUGCUGGAGUGGCAUAGUGCAAGAAUUGUUUUAUCACCGUUUUAUUUUCGUUGAACAGGCUCACAAAAUGGCCACUACUUCUAGUAGCUGCACAGAGGCCACUUGAGAAGGCCAACCAAUUAUUAAGUGUUAGGAGGUGGUUGCAGCAAUCAGCUAAGAAAGGGAAGGUCACAGGCCCAGUUCUACUAGAAAUUAAACCACUCUUGCUCCUGGUCUCCACUUUUCAGGGGCAGCACA
This is a messenger RNA of Megalops cyprinoides (Indo-Pacific tarpon), 2533 nucleotides long. It is a transcript of the gene rnf215, whose product is annotated as ring finger protein 215. The record is from RefSeq and is a predicted model, not a curated record. Bases 95 to 1189 code for a protein of 364 amino acids. NCBI's taxonomy places the organism in Eukaryota, Metazoa, Chordata, Actinopteri, Elopiformes, Megalopidae. Gene Ontology annotation, biological process: Wnt receptor catabolic process; ubiquitin-dependent protein catabolic process; negative regulation of canonical Wnt signaling pathway. Gene Ontology annotation, molecular function: frizzled binding; ubiquitin protein ligase activity. The transcript is spliced from 10 exons.